Helicoverpa armigera (cotton bollworm) is the source of this 459-nucleotide messenger RNA. Its product is annotated as phospholipid scramblase-like. Bases 1 to 459 code for a protein of 152 amino acids. The transcript has a single exon. The record is from RefSeq and is a predicted model, not a curated record. NCBI's taxonomy places the organism in Eukaryota, Metazoa, Arthropoda, Insecta, Lepidoptera, Noctuidae.
AUGGACUUACGGCAAUCUAAAUUUGUGCAACUUAUAAUAUUCGAAAACAACUUUGAGCAACACAACGUAGCGAACCCUAACUUUGAGCAACCCAACGCAGUGAAAUCUAACUUUGAGCAACCCAACGUAGCGAAACCUAACUUUGGCCAACCCAACGUAGUGAAACCUAAUUUUAAGCAACCUAAGGAAGCGAAACCUAACUUUGAGCAACCCAACGUAGCGAAACCUAACUUUGCGCAACCUAACGUAUCGAAACCUAACUUUGAGCAACCCAACGUCGCGAAACCUAACUUUGAGCAACCCAACGUAGCGAAACCUAACUUUGAGCAACCUAACGUAUCGAAACCUAACUUUGAGCAACCCAACGUCGCGAAAUUUAACUUUGAGCAACCCAACGUAGCGAAACCUAACUUUGCGCAACCUAACGUAUCAAUCCUAACUUUGAGCAACUCAACGUAG